Messenger RNA from Ceutorhynchus assimilis (cabbage seed weevil), 4047 nucleotides. NCBI's taxonomy places the organism in Eukaryota, Metazoa, Arthropoda, Insecta, Coleoptera, Curculionidae. The record is from the annotation of a GenBank genome assembly.
GGACGCGCAUGCGCGCCAAACGCAAACAGCAAGCACCAAAAGAAAAAAAAAUUGUUGUUUGGAAUUUGUGUUUUAUGUUAUUGUCAGCUAUUUAUUCUUCGAAAAAGUCAGUAUCGGGACAAAAUGGGCCCCAGACUCAAGCAUAUCGAAAUGGAAAAUUUCAAAUCGUACAAGGGACGCCGCAUUAUCGGACCCCUCAAGCCCUUUAACGCGGUAAUUGGACCGAAUGGAUCAGGAAAAUCCAAUUUUAUGGAUGCUAUCAGUUUUGUUAUGGGAGAAAGAACGCAAAGUUUGAGAGUAAAACGUUUGAGCGACUUAAUUCAUGGAGCAGCUAUUGGUAAACCUGUAUCUAGAAGUGCAUCUGUAACUGCAGUUUUUAGUUUAGGCGAUGGUUCAGAAGCUGAAAUAGCGUUUCAGCGAUCUGUACACAACUCUUCGUCUGAAUUUAAAGUUAACGGCUCGGUUGUCACUGGUCCUGAGUAUUUAGCUGAAUUAGAAAAAUUGAAAAUAAAUGUGAAGGCUAAAAAUUUCUUGGUAUUCCAAGGGGCUGUUGAAUCAAUUGCAAUGAAAAAUCCUAAAGAAAUGACAGGACUUUUAGAAGAAAUUAGUGGAUCAGGAGCAUUGAAAGAAGAAUACGAAAAACUAAAGCAACAGAUGCAGAAAGCUCAAGAAGAAAUUAAUUUUGCACUACAAAAGAAGAAAGGUAUAAAUGCUGAGCGCAAGGAAGCCAGAAUGGAGAAAGAGGAGGCUGAUAAAUAUUCAAGAUUUAAAGACGACUUAAAUGAGAAAUUAGUUGAACAUCAAUUAUUUAAAGCAUAUCACAAUGAACGGAACAUGAAAAUCCGUGAGCAAGAGCUAAAGUCCAAACAAAAAGAUUUAGAAAAGGUUGAGAAAAAAAAGGAAAAGUUGGAAGAUAUUUUAAAGGACAAGAAAAAAGAACUUGGUAAAUUGAACAGGGAAUUGGCGAAAAUUGAACAAGAUAUUCGCGAAGCCGAAGUAGAAAUUUCCAAAAAGAAACCUAUGUUUAUAAAGGCAAAGGAAAAAGUAACCCAUUUCCAGAAAAAAGUAGAUGGAGCCUAUAAAACUCUAGAUCAGGCAAAAAAGGCCCAUGAGGCUCAUACAAAAGAUAUACGAAAACUAGAAGAGGAAUUAGCAGAAGUUGAAAAAUCUAAAAGCGAGUAUGAAGAACAGAUAGCUGGCGAAUCUCAGAGUCAGGGCAGAGAUGUUCAUUUAGAAGAUGCCCAAAUCCGAGAAUACCACAGGCUUAAAGAAGAUGCAGCCAGACGUUCAGCAAGAUACAUGCAAGAACUCGAUUCUGUUAACAGAGAACAAAAAGCCGAUCAAGAUAGACUAGACAAUGUAUCUAGAUUAAGAACUGAUGCUGAAAACAAGCAUUCACAAAAAACUCAUGAAAAAGAAGAAAUGGUGAAGAGGAUUGAUAAAUUAGCUGAACAUAUUCGGACCAGCGAGCAAGCAUUGCAUGAUCAAAAGAAAUUACUAAAAGACCUUCAGCAAGAUGUAGGUUCCUCUAAGAAUAAAGUUAGUGAGGUGCAGAAGCAGCUAGACGAAGUUUUAGAACAAUUAGGGGACGCUAGAACUGAUAAACACGAAGACACUAGAAGAAAAAAGAAGCAGGAAAUCGUAGAUCGUUUCAAGGCAAAUUAUCCUGGAGUUUUCGACCGUAUGAUCAACAUGUGUCAGCCAAUUCACAAACGCUACAAUGUAGCCAUCACAAAAGUCUUGGGCAAAUAUAUGGAAGCCAUUGUAGUAGACAAUGAACACACUGGACGCCAGUGCAUCAAAUAUUUGAAAGAGCAAAUGCUGGAUCCUGAAACGUUUCUUCCUUUAACUUAUUUGCAAACAAAACCAGUCAAAGAUCGUUUACGUACCAUCACAGAUCCCAGAGGCGUAAAACUGAUAUAUGACGUUUUACAAUAUGAACCAGCAGAUAUUAAAAAUGCUGUCAUGUUUGCCACAAAUAACGCUCUUGUGUGUGAAUCGCCAGAGGAUGCUAGUAAAGUAGCCUAUGAGCUGGGAGGACGUUACGAUGCAGUUGCUCUCGAUGGUACUUACUAUCAAAAAUCGGGCAUUAUUUCUGGAGGUAGUGUGGAUUUGGCUCGUAAGGCUAAGCGAUGGGAUGAAAAACACAUGGCCCAACUUAAAGCGCAAAAAGAAAAACUUACAGAUGAACUGAGGGAGGCAAUGAAAAAAUCACGAAAGGAAUCCGAAAUGAAUACUGUUGAUUCGCAAAUUAAGGGUUUGGAUACUAGGCUAAGAUAUGCCAAAGGAGAUAUGGAUACAACCCAAACUCAAAUUAAAAAAGUUGAACGCGAAAUUGAAACUCUGGUAAAAGAAAUGAAGAGAUACGGUCCAGAAAUCGAAGCUAUCGAAAAAGAUAUGCACACGCGCGAACAGCAAAUUGAAGAAAUUAAAUUGAGAAUGAACAACGUAGAAGACGAUGUUUUCUCAGAUUUUUGCGCCGAAAUUGGCGUGAAAAAUAUCCGACAAUACGAAGAUCGCGAAUUGCGUGCUCAAGAAGAACGUAAACAAAAACGUCUCGAGUUCCAAAUGCAAAUCAAUCGCAUUACUAGUAAUCUUGAAUUUGAAAAAAGCCGUGACACUCAAAGUAAUGUCAGUCGCUGGGAGAGAACAGUAAAUGACGAAGAAGAAAAACUGGAGACAGCCAAAAAGCAAGAAGCAAGACAAAGAGACGAAAUUGACAAGGAUUUAAAGACUUUGGACGAGCUCAAGUCACUGAAAAUGUCCAAAAAGAAGGAAGUAGAAGAAAUGGACGAGGAACUAGGUAAAGCUCGAAGAGAUGUUGGAGCUGCAAAUAAAGAUAUGCAAUCAAUUCAAAAAAAUAUUGUAUCAAUUGAGUCAAAAAUUGAAAGUCUCAAGGGUGAUAGACAUGCUAUUCUUUUACAUUGCAAGAUGGAAGAUAUUGCAAUUCCCAUGUUAGUGGGCAAUAUGGAAGAUAUUGCCGCUACGGACCAAACACAAUCGUCUUCAAAUGACACCACAUCACAAAUGUCUGAACAAGAAUCUAGAAUUCAAAUUGAUUAUAGCCAGUUAUCAGACAAUCUCUUAGAUUUAGAAGAAAAGGACGAAGUCAAAAAACGGGAAAGUAAGCUUCUCAAAGCCAUUGCCAGUUUACAAGAAACCCUUCAGAAAAUUCAGGCUCCCAACAUGAGAGCUUUGGAAAAGUUGGAACAGGCGCAAGGCAAACUGCAGUCGACUAACGAAGAGUUUGAAAAUUUUAGAAAGCAAAACAAAAAAGCUAAAGCUUCCUUUGAAAAAGUUAAAAAUUUGAGAUACGAAAAGUUCACUCAAUGUUUGGAUCAUGUAGCUCAUGAAAUUGACGGUAUUUACAAGUCCCUGGCUCAGAAUCAAUCGGCUCAAGCGUUUUUGGGUGCGGAAAAUCCUGAAGAACCUUACUUGGACGGUAUUAACUAUAAUUGUGUGGCUCCCGGAAAAAGAUUCCAGCCUAUGUCGAAUUUGUCUGGUGGAGAAAAAACUGUAGCGGCAUUGGCUUUAUUGUUUGCCAUACACAGCUUUCAACCUGCUCCAUUCUUUGUUCUCGAUGAAGUAGAUGCAGCAUUGGAUAAUACAAAUAUUGGAAAAGUUGCAAAGUUUAUUAGUGAAAAAACUGAAUCUUUGCAAAUUAUUGUAAUUUCUUUGAAAGAAGAGUUUUAUUCUCAUGCUGAUGCACUUAUUGGUAUUUGCCCUGAGCCCGGUGAUUGCCUCAUCAGUCAAGUAUUAACGAUGGACCUGACAGGUUUUGAAGUUUAAAUCAAUUAUUUUUCUUGUUAUUAAGCAUUAUUUUAGUAAUUAUGAGCCAAACUUUUGUGUAAAUUUACUUUUUAUUUUACAUUUUGUACUUUAUAUUGAAAACUAACUUCAAGUUGUGUUUUAUUAGAGGUAGGCAUGAAACUUUUUACAUUACGGUUUUUCAUUAUGGCGUGGCGUGGCGUUUAGUUUAUUUGUUUUGUAUUUCGGUGUCAUUUUGUUACAAACAAUUAUUCUAAUAAAUAGGUACCUUAAGUAUAU